Linum trigynum is the source of this 906-nucleotide messenger RNA. The record is from the annotation of a GenBank genome assembly. NCBI's taxonomy places the organism in Eukaryota, Viridiplantae, Streptophyta, Magnoliopsida, Malpighiales, Linaceae.
ACUUAUUAGUUUUUUUAUUUUUAUUUUGGCAUAAAUGAUAUUGCGGCAUCUUUAGAAUCAAAGAGUAGGAGGAACAGGCAAAAGGAAAUACAAUUGGAAAUAAUAAAAUUGUUUGGGUUUCUUUUUCCUUGUAGUAAAGAAUGGUAGAAUUAGUAAAGGGUUGCCCCGACAUACUUUCCCUCUCUUUCUUAAGAACUUACUGGCCGUUAUGCGCCAACCAGACCUUUUGUUAGCUGUUGUGGCUGUCCUCUAGCGAAUUUGGCGAUCUCGUAACUGGGUAGUCUUUGAAGGAAAGCAGUUUGGGUUCCCAGCUUUGAUGAGGCAGUACAACCAGCAGCUGGAUGAAUGAGUACGUCUCCCAGCUGAUCCGGUCAUGGUUCCGGGAAUCCCUGUGCCGACAUACUUGAGUCCAGUUCAGACUAAUGCGGUAAUAUGUAUGUGGGACGGGGCGACUCGCCAAGGGUCCCACUCGGCGGGUGGGAUGGUAAUCAUGACGUCGGCUAGGGAGAUUCUGGGGGUUAUGGGGGUUCAGUUCCAAUGUAUUGAUGACCCUUUGGUGGUGGAAGUUCUUGCCCUCCGGGAGGCGAUUUGGUGGUGCUUGGAGCAUGGAUUCUCGGCGGUGCACUUUGAAGGAGAUGCCAAGGUCGUCAUUGAUAAAAUCAAUCGGGCAGAGACUGGUGAUACUCGGAUGGGGGUUGUGCUUGAAGAAGUAGUUUCAUAUUUUGCCUUUCAUUCGGGGUUCAGUGUGCGAUUUGUAGGUCGGAGUCACAAUAAGGUAGCCCAUGUGGUGGCUAGAAAAGCCCUUUCAUUGUUGCCGAUUGCGUGUCGUGUUUUUGAUUUUCGGGCCUGGCUGAAUUCCAGGAUGUAACUAUCUUUCUUAUGAAUCAAUAUAUGAUUAUCUUUUGU